UUAACCAAAACAUUCCAAGUAUGUAGUAACUCUUGUAAUGUCGUAAACAUCGCUCGAAUGACCAUCAAUUAAGUUAAAAACCUUUAAAAAUACCAUUUUAAGUCGGUGUUAUUUUAAAAUUAAAUCCCGUAUAGAAGAUGGCGCGGUUCCUUUUUUUUCUUUUUCUUCCUUCUGCUACGAAAGAAAGAAGAAAAGAAAAUAGUAUAUGCCCGUGUUGAGGCUACUUGGGGGACGUUUUAGUUGUUUUGUUUAUCUUUGCUGCCGGCAGAGAAAAACUGUAAAUUUCGGUGUUAAGUUCUCCCUAUCUGACACACACUGUCAUAAGGAGACUGACGUCACAUGCCGUUAAACCAAUAGCAUAAAUGAAAAAAAAAGGGAGUAUAUCCCUCCUCGACAACGUCGUAGGUCUUUUCGCAUCUUCUGUCAAUAGCAGUAAAUUGGAUGAGAAGUUAGACAGUUACGUCACACUCUUCCCCCUCGAUAGUCGUAUAGGGUUUUAUGGAAACCGGGCUCGUGUUACAGUCCGGUAAAGUGGGGUUUUUGUAUAGAAGUCUCCACACACAAUUCGGGGGUCUGAUUGAAAGAAAUGCCAAAUGACAGUAGCUAAUGACUUCAGGAAGUAACCUCGGCACGUUCGAUUCGAUGACUCGCGAUAAUGAUGCAAUUAUCUGUUAUAAAUAUACAUUUUUUGAUACAGUUCGAAACUAAAAAUAGUCGGGACGAACAAAAGGUUUUUCUUUUUGUUUGUUUGUUUUUUUUCCCCUUCCUUUCUUCCUCCCGCUUCGGGAACUUCUUGUUUUGUUUUGUUUCGUUUCUAUCCGUAACUAAAUCUUCGUUAGAUUCGUAUGCUUGACAUCAGUUGGUGUGAUUAUAAAAUUAAUUUAUCGCCGUCCUCCCAAAGGUUAAAUUUCCUUUAGAUGAAAAUGAGAUUUAAUUUAGUUAGAGUGGAUUAAACUUCACCGUCGUUAAGGUGUUUAUAUCAAUUAAUUAUACGACAAAGAAUAGAUAUCUUAUCUUCGGCUAUAAAUAAUGUAAAAAUUUCAACAAUGUUUGUUUAAAGUUGAUUAGAAGUUUAUAAUUAAGCUUAAACUUUUCACUAAUUUCUUUUAGAGUGAAAUAUUGUUUAAAUUUACUAUUGUAAGAUGGUCGGACGGAGAUAACUCGAUAUAUAAACAACAGUCGGAGGUGGAACACAACGUAAUAAUGUCUAGAACAAUAUAGAAUAGCAAAAACAAUAUGAAUAGAAACACGCGUCACGAAGCCGUAAAUAAUCCGAGUAACACGUAGUAACACCUAAUAAUUAGAACAAUAUAUAAAUAAUUAUACACCUUAAUUAAUCAGAGCAAUAUUUAAACGGUCGAUAAGAUUGUAUUGUGCGUAAUAUAGAAAUAUUAGUAACGUUGUAAAUAAUUAGAACAGUGAUGUAAAAAUAAUCAGUACAACAAAAUAUACGCUAAAGAAUCGCUUGGGAAAAGUAAGUUUUACACUGUUUUUAAACGUUAAAAUUACCUAAAAGUUUGCGUAGUGUUCUGAUUAAUAAAUAGUUUAUUUAAGUUUCGUGCGAGCAACACGUAGCACACGAUAAAGAAGAAAAAUUUGCGUUUAAUAUUUGAACCGAAAGAGCUUAAUUUACGAAAUUAUAACUGCAGAAAGCGAAAAUAUUAGUUUUUUUUUUCUUUUCGAAUGUUGGAAAUUCUAUAGCUCAUCGAUUAAAGAGCAAAAAUAGCGAGAGGAGAAAAAAAAAGAGAGAAAGUAAAGAAUUCCUUCCUUCAUUAUUAUUCAAAUAAUCAUUGAUAGGGAGUCGGUAGGGUGGGUAUUCGUUAGUCUCUUCAAUGCUGUCUACCUGUCCACCCCCGCUUUAGCCAGAUGGAACUAAUCCUGCUCCGAUAUAUAAGUCUUCUCAUUGAAGGCUGCAGCAUUUGAUCACAUGCUCACUGGUCCCGUUGAAAGGUAAGGACCUCUCUAUUAUCGAUCACCCAAUUGUUAUUUUUACUUAUAAUAAGCUUAUUUUGUAUCCCGCAAUUAUCAAAGUUGGCUCCUACGAGGAGUACUAUUCAGCAUAACAUAACUAUCGUAUCGAGAAGUUAACCUAUGUGAUCGAAAUGUUUUCGCCUCCGAAACUCCUUUUAUAUAGCAUUUCCCCCAUUAUCCGGCACCCACUAGCACGUUUUGUUAUGCUAAUGUUCGAUUUUUAUACAAUUGUUGCACCCAAGCGACUUUUCUGCAUCUGUUUACUUGCUUGUAACUCAAUUUUUUUUUUAUUCCUUUCUUUAUUCCUGGAUACUAUUUUUAGCUUAGAAGCUUUCUAUUCACAGAUCAUACCUUUGCAUUAAAAAAAAGGAAGGAGAGAAAAAAGUGAACCAAAUUAAAAUCGUUCCCUUUUAUCCACUGACGUAUGAAAGUGCAUCUGGCACUCUUCAUUCUUUUUAAAUAUUGAAUAGCUUUGGGAAAACAUUCUAUCGUUUUCUGGUAUUCUAACCUAAACGGGAAAGAAGGGAUCAAUCCAGUUUCCAAUAUUCUAUCCAUUUAUCAGUUAUCUUCCGGAUGAGCAGAUUCAGUGACGUGAAGAAACACAAUCCCCCCUUCUUCGCCAUCUCUUAUCGCUUCGCUACCAGGACUGCAAGCUUUUCUGCUUGAUUACGCCCUCGCUGACCCUACAAGACUGUCUCCAGGUGAUAGUCCUCUCUCAUCUCUCGAGACCAUCACCAACAGGAUUAAAUAGUGAAUGGACAAGAUUUGUCAAAGGCGAGUCACGAAGAAGCAAUUGAAGCGUUUCGUCAAGCUAAAGAACCGAUUCUGGUGGAGGUAUUAAGAAGAUCAUCGCCAAAACCUGGCAUGACCGAAUCUUCUCACCUUCAAUCACCAAACUGUUGCGAUAUCACAACACAAACUGAAUGGUCUGGAAAUUGGGAUCCUUUGCUACCACUAGAACAGAAUAAUACCAUGUCACAAACAACACAACUCGCUUUGCUUACAAGCGAUCAUUAUGUUUCUCUGGGAAGUGAACCCGACGGAGACGACGAUGGGGUUGAAUACGAGGAAGUCAUACUUCAAAGGAGUGGAAGCACCGAAAAAUUAGGAUUGACUCUAUGCUACGGUGCACCAGAAGAAUUGGAAACAGAUAUAUUUGUUAGCGAAAUAGAACCGGAGAGUGUUGCUGCUAAAGAUGGUCGAAUUCAGAAAGGGGAUCAGUUGUUGCAGAUAAACGGCGUCGAAGUUUGCAACAGAGAACAGGCCAUCUCGUUAUUUUCUGAGAAACGUCAAGAUUUUACACUUCUGGUUGCACGACCUCAGAUGCAGAUGGAAGAUUAUCUUUUGGAAGACCAAACUUCUGAAUUACCUCUAGCUUUUUGCCGUCAACAUCUGGAGGAUGCGGACGACACGGAUACAGGAACGGCCGAAAAUCAGCACGAAAAAGAUAGCGGAGUGGGCAGAACAGAUGACAGCACCAAAAACGAAGAAAGUUCUGAACACGAAGCGGCAGAAUCCGUUAUCGAACAGCAAAGAAAUUUUCAAAAUGACGACUGCAACGAUAACAAUAAACUGAAAACUGAAGAAGAAACGAGCGAAACUAAAUGUUUCGGACCACUUUGUCGAUUUCAAUCCGACAUAAGCCUGGAUCACGAAAUGGCACUUCUCAAUCAGGAAAUGGAAAACAUACAACUGGAAUGUGAAUCGCUAGUAAAUCGUCACCUUCAAGAGCAGCAACGCCUCAGGUGUCAACUAGAACACGUUUAUGUUAACCUCGCAGAUUUACGAACCUCGAACAGAUUCCCGGAUCAAGAAACGAAACUUUCCAUGGACAAAAAAGAAUCGGUGGAACGUUGGGUCAAGAGCAUGGUUCUAGACGAUAAGAAGACCGACGAAAGUUCGAGCGCCUAUAACACGGGAGACAGUCGCAGGAGCACCCCAUUAACUUUAGAAUUAUCUCCGUUGCCGUGUGAAGAACGUAAUAACGAAUUCCACGGCUCCAUGAUAUCUCUCAUCUCGCCAAAAAUGGAAGAUAAAAGCACCCAACUGAACGAAUCCGACGUAGCCAGUAUAUUCAGUUGCGAUAGUUGUCGCAAAUGUUGUCGCGCCCUUUUCCAAUACGAGGAAACUUCGCAGAAAGAAACAACGAAAACUAAGAAGAACAAUGAAGAGAUUCGAGACGAAUCGAGUAGAAAGCGAAAAUGUGCAACGGUCUAUCCCUGUACGACCAUGUACACCAAUCAGGACAAUCUACAGCAUACAAUAUGGCUACAACAGCAACUAUUCCGCCAAGCUCUAGUGCAGCAGCAGUCGAAGCAGAAAAAAUUACCCAAUUGUGGUAGCAAGAGAGAAUCCAUCGCAUCAAAAGUCGGCGGGUUAAGUACUGUUAAAGAAGACGAAGAGAUGAAAAUGGAGUGGAAAGUUAAAAGAAGAUCGGAUGGAACUCGUUACAUCACCCGUCGACCUGCCAGAAACAGAAUUCUAAGAGAACGGGCCAUUAAGAUAACGGAAGAAAGGUCCGGGCUGACUACAGAUGACGAUGCAGUCAGCGAGUUAAAAGUUGGAAAGUAUUGGUCGAAAGAAGAACGCAAACGUCAUCUAGAAAGAGCUAGAGAUAGAAAAAAGAAAGAGAUGAUCAUGAGAACCAAGAUGUCAUGCCUUAAAGAGUAUGUGGAAGAUGGCGACGAACAGAACAGAAAAGAAACAAACAUUUUAGAAUUAUCUUAUAAAAAAAUGAUGAAGAAGCGAGGUAAAGCUGUCUUCGACGAUUUUACUACCGUCCAGGAAGUGUUAGUUCAUGGAACGAAAGGUCAGAGUUCAGGGACGAAACCGUUAGGUCUUCUAUCCGUUACUACUGUAUGACUUAUGUAUAUAUAAGCUCAUUUAUUGCAUUGUAUAUAUAUUGAUUGAUUUCGAAAAUUCUUCUGUCUGAUCUUUGCAUUGAUAUGUGUUCUUUCUAUAUACGUAAAAUGUAAGAUAUUUGUAUAUAAAUAAUAAUAAUAAAAAAAAUUCAAAGAUAAAUCAAUUUAUUCGUUACGUUCCGAAUAAUUUAACGAGGAGCCAUUAAAGAUAUAUAGAAAAAAAAAAUUAUAUUUUUAACUUUCU
Messenger RNA from Centruroides sculpturatus (bark scorpion), 5076 nucleotides. RefSeq names its product E3 ubiquitin-protein ligase PDZRN3-like. The record is from RefSeq and is a predicted model, not a curated record. Gene Ontology annotation, molecular function: protein binding. The transcript has 8 exons. Lineage: Eukaryota; Metazoa; Arthropoda; Arachnida; Scorpiones; Buthidae. Bases 2836 to 4833 code for a protein of 665 amino acids.